This is a messenger RNA of Eremothecium gossypii ATCC 10895, 1254 nucleotides long. RefSeq names its product Brl1p (gene BRL1). Gene Ontology annotation, cellular component: nuclear envelope; nuclear membrane. The record is from RefSeq and is marked provisional. NCBI's taxonomy places the organism in Eukaryota, Fungi, Ascomycota, Saccharomycetes, Saccharomycetales, Saccharomycetaceae. The transcript has a single exon. Gene Ontology annotation, biological process: lipid homeostasis; nuclear envelope organization. Bases 1 to 1254 code for a protein of 417 amino acids.
AUGAUGGAGGAGUUUGGUCAGCUAUCUCUCGGGGACGGAUGUGACACAUACGGGCAUCGCCGUGACAAAACGUUGCAGGACGUGGACCUGUCUGCCAUAUCGCGACUGAGAAUAAGCGAGCCCGGGGUGUCGCAGUGCGCGCGGGAGCGCAGCACGAUCUCGGAGGAAUACAGGUGCAAGCUGCAGCCGUACUUCUCGACAACGCCGUCGCCGCUGCGGCAGACGAUAGUGGCGGAGAGCGACGAUGAGAUGGACAUCGACCCGGCCGAGAGCGUGGAGGCCGAGCGGACGGACGCCGAGCAGCUGGAGGACGUGCUGCAGGACGAGGAGCCCGAGGAAGACGCGCGGGCCAGCUCCAGCGGCCACCGGGGAUCUGUCAUCAAGGCGCUGCUGUCGCCGACGACGCUGGGCGUCGCGGCCGCCACGAAGGAGCUUGAAGAUCUGGCGGCGCCGGCCGCACCACCGCCCGUGCCUGCCGCCGCGGCGGCGGCGCCGCUCCGCAGCGCGCCCGCGCUCGGCGAGCAGGAGCUGCAGGAGCUGCGGCACAACUUCAACACGCGGCCGCUGCAGGUGCAGGUGAACCACCACCACUACUACCCCGGAUUUGCGCCGUACGGCGCACAGUCCGCGCACGACCCCUACGACCUGCCGCAGCCCUGGUCCGAGCGCUCGCGCCCGGCGUCCAAGCACACCUACGCCUUCACUUCGUACCUGCAGCUUGCGCUCAACGUGCUGACCGUCUUUGCGAUCUCGUCCCUCGCGCUCUCCUUCCUGCGCGCGCUCAAAACGGACCUACAGUCUACGUGGCGCCACAACAAGCUCGAGCUGGACUACGAGUCGCAGGCCUGUCGCCAAAGCUACGACGCCAACCUCUGCGACCCCGCAACCCGCGUACCCGCGCUCUACGAGCAGUGCGCCCAAUGGGAGAAGUGCAUGUCCCGCGACAACAACAUUUUUUUCCGCGCACGUUCGACCCUGAGUGCCCGUCUCGUGGGCGACGUUAUCAAUUCGUUCAUCGAGCCACUUGGCUGGAAAGCGCUGCUGUCGAUUUUAAUUGGUCUGCUCAUAUGGUGCUUCAGCUCUAAUUUCCUCCUGGGCUUUGCACGCGCCAAGAGCUACUACGGGUCGCCAUUGGCACUGGCUGCGCCGCCGGCCGCGUCUCCGCGCCAAAUAACCGCAUCGCAGGGCUCGCCAGAAAGAGACCUCGCCAUCAGCACGGCCCUCGCGUCCGCCCCACGGGUGCGUGAGCGUUGA